AUUGUUCUUCCUGGUCAGAAAAAAAAUAUACAAUUAUUAAAGUACCGUUUCAUUGGUGAGUUGAUUUACCAAAACGAAUGACGAAAACAGAAUUAUGUCAAGAACAUCUUUCAUAACCGCGUCUGAGAACAAGUAUGUCUUCUCAACACUUAGGAAACUACAGAGUACGAAAAGUACUAUAUACUAAUAAUGAAAAAGAUGAAGAGGAUUCAAAGUUAUUCAGAAUGGAAAUUAUAUAAACUUCCUUGUUGUAAUAUAGCCAUCUUAGAGUGCUGAAGGAUGAAGUUUGGUAUAUUCUGCGUGUUUUUUAUUCAGAUUGGAAACUUCAUCUACGUACAGUCCUACGAUCAGCUGGUGACACCCGGAGUUACAGAGGCUGUGAGUAGUUCUGUAGGAUGGGGAGGAUAUCCAAACAAGACAGUGGACGGAGACAAGACACAGAAUCCUUACACGUACUGCAUGCACACAGCAGGCGGAAAAACAGAGGCGUGGCUCAGAGUUGACUUAGGAGGGAUCUACAAUCUGAGAUCGGUUAAAAUUUGGUAUAAAAACGACAGGCCACCAGAAAAUACAAAGAGAUUGCAGGGAUUCUCCAUCCGCCUAUCAAACACGCCUACACCUGUCCCCAGUGACACCUGUUACCAGGAUCCUGGUGACCAAACUCUGCCUGCCGUGCUGGAGAGAGAUUGCCGGGGAGCGGCCCAAUAUGUUUGGUUCUAUACAAACAGAGACAAUGGCGGUGGCGUGUUCCUUGAAAUAUGUGAAGUUGAAGUGUACGGAUGUCCAGAAAAGCACUAUGGCGAAGAGUGCGGCAUUUGUAAUGACUGCGAAAAACAUUGUGACGUAAUAAAUGGGCAGUGUCGGUGUUUCAAAGCUGAACAUCAUCCCCCUACCUGUAAUCGGGAGUGCAAACACGGAUUUUACGGCACAAACUGUAGUCUUGUCUGUGGACAUUGUGCAGGGAACGCAACAUGUGAUCACGUGACUGGUUCUUGUCCUUCUGGGCAUUGUGCACCAGGAUGGAAGCACACAUCGGAUCGGAAAUGUGACCAAGAGUGUGAUGACGGGUGGUACGGUUUGUACUGUAAUGAAAGUUGCAGUGAUCACUGCUUAGGGGGUCCAUCCUGCAGGAAAACUGAUGGCGUGUGUCUAGGAGGGUGUUCGGAUGGAUGGACAAAUCCUCAAUGCAAUAUUGCCUGCAAGGAAGGAUUUUACGGCCCAAACUGUAGUCACAUCUGCGGACAUUGUGCUGGGAACGCAACAUGUGAUCACGUGACUGGUUCUUGUCCUUCUAUGGAGUGUGAACCAGGAUGGAAGCAUACAUCUGAUAGGAAAUGCGACCAAGAAUGCCAGGAGGGAUUUUACGGCAGAGACUGCGGCUUUCAUUGCGGAAAUUGCGCUGGAAAGGGUAGAUGUGAUCACGUGAACGGUUCUUGUCCUUCCCCAUACUGUGAACCAGGCUGGAAACAUACUGAUGAUUGGAGAUGUGACCAAGAGUGCGAUGACGGGACUUUUGGAUAUAAUUGUAUGGUAACGUGCAGAGGCCACUGCGCUGAUGGAUUACCCUGUAGAAAAAGAGAUGGCGUGUGUCCGGGAGGUUGUAUGAAUGGAUGGACAAAUUCUCACUGCAGCGGAAAAUGCAGUCAUGGAUCUUACGGGAAAGCUUGCAUGGAAAGGUGUGGUUAUUGUGCAGACAACGAACCGUGUAACCACAUCAACGGAACCUGUCCUGGCUCGUGUGAACCGGGAUAUCAGGGGAAGAAGUGUGACAUAGAAAAGGACACAGGAACUUCUGGAUCUCUUUGUCAUUCGAUGUGUACCAUUGUACAGAAUGUAUGUUAUGCAGUGUGUGAGAAGCUGUCUCAACUUGAGCGAAAAUCGUAGAGUUUACCAGAUGUAUAAUUUACUGACACUUACUGCAUGGAAUGUAUUGAUGUAAUAUUAUUCAUUAUAUUGACUUACAAGGAGGAAGAGUGUAGUUUUAUGUUUCCCAUGAAAGUAUACUCAAGAAAGCUAUAUUUUUCGAUGUACUCACGAUCGUGUAGGGGAAUUGUUUGAUGUAAAAUAAAAAUGUUUAAAGUAGGGUCUAGUAGCGUGACGUCAUGUCCGGAUCGAAGUCCGGUACUGGUUCACGUACUAUUAUUAUCAAACGUAUUUUUACAUUUACCUAGAUGUAUUUUGAUUUAGUAAAAUGAAUACAAUAACACUCAAUCACUUAUAUUUGAGUAGACUAUGGCUCCAAUCUUCUUUCCAUUUGUUGUUCAUCUAAUUCACACAUAAAACCAGAGGUACAUAUUUUUUUCAAUUGAUAUACAGGGGCAUUACAUGUUAAAAUUAUCUGUAAAUUAAAAAAAAAAUCAUGAUUUGCAAUAAUGCACUUGUGGAAUUAAUAAAACAAUUCUGCACUUGUUAUAUAUUUGUUAUCUUGUUAUAUAUUUGUUAUCUUCUAUUAUGUGAAAUCAUCUUCAAAAUGGCUAUUUUGGCUAAAAAAUGUAAAUAUAAAUUGAGAUGCUGUGAAAAUAUUAUGCUGAGAAAGAGCAGAUUUUAAAAAUGUAUUUUAACAAGCAUUCAUAUAUGAACAUAAUAUGUGAGUUUGAAUGAAAAAUCACAAGUCAAAUUUUUAAAAUAUUCAUAUUAGUGGUGUUGCAGUGGCGUAUUUUUGACUGCAGAGGGCCUGUAUUGAGUUCAAUUUUGUACCACCAUUAUUAAAAAACAUGAAACUGUGUUAAAAUUUCACUUUUAAUUAUUUAGUUAGACAUAUUUAUUUCAUAUUUGGGGGAAAAUAAUUGAGCAUCAUACCUCAAACAAAAUUUUAUGGACAUAUUCUAGGACUUCUUCAAUGAAUUCCGAUAUUGCCGUUUGACAAAUGGGGGUACACGUAAUAAAAAUACCAUAAUUUACUCAUUAUACUGACAACCCCCAUUUUUUUGUUUUUAUCAUACCCUCAAAUGAACAAUCUAAGUAUUUAAACUCAAAUUUUUGAGAAAUCACAAGUAGAUCCAGGACUAGGGACCUACCUUAAUGCAGUUUAUUUUCUUUUGUAGAGAACAUGAUUCACGUUGGAAAGCUACCUACCAAAAUGAAAACAAUAUUGACUGAAUUCGUUUUCUCUUUGUAUUAACUAUGCUGAUAGACGAUAUAUGUACUAAUGUAUCAUUAGCUUCUAUAAUUAGCCUUAUUUGUUUGGUGUAUUAUUUCAAGUGCACAAAAAUGAAAAAGUUUGAUUCUUUUUUAAAUGAUAUAAUAAAAUUGUCAAUUAUA
Molecule: messenger RNA, 3261 nt
Organism: Ostrea edulis (European flat oyster)
Lineage: Eukaryota; Metazoa; Mollusca; Bivalvia; Ostreida; Ostreidae
Product: multiple epidermal growth factor-like domains protein 10
Exons: 11
Coding region: 280-1884 (534 amino acids)
Molecular function (GO): scavenger receptor activity
Source: RefSeq, a predicted model, not a curated record